AAUGUAGGGCGAUUUGAAUUGUACACCCAAUAGGUUCAGCUGGAGGAGUCUUCCAGAAGUACAUUGCUGACAGCUGUUGUGCACAGUCACUGUCACACGGAGCUAAGAAACAACUCACUACAAAUUAUAAUACACUUUUUUUUCCACAGAGUGUUGAUUAUUGAGAGACACACGGAACUAAAGUUUCGCAUUCCUUUAUUCAACUCGGACGUAUUUAUAUCCCGGACAACAGAAACAUCUCCGUAACAAGUAUGCCGGAUAUGCUGCUGUUAUGGUGAUCUGAGUACAAAUACUCUUUCUGUCACAUUGCACGUUGUGAAUCACAGUGGAAAGACACACGGUUGUAUAUCGGGGGUGUGAUAUAUGUCAUCAUGGAUUCGGGACGGCGGAGAGGUUUCAACAGUGUCCUGUCCUCCCUGUCUCUGCUCUGUGUGGUUCUGGACCUACAGCUGGACGGUGUGUUAGGUGCCACACCUGUUGAGAUCGAGCAUCAUCUAGAAAUGGGCCGUAAGCUGCUAGCAGCCGGACAGCUCGCUGAGGCCCUGUCUCACUAUCAUUCAGCUGUGGAGGGUGACUCUAAGAACUACCUGACAUACUACAAACGGGCUGCCGUUUUCCUGGCCAUGGGCAAGUCCAAGUCAGCACUGCCAGACCUGACCCAUGCCAUACAGCUCAAGCCAGACUUCCUUGCUGCCAGACUGCAGAGGGGUAAUAUCCUACUGAAACAGGGAAGUACUCAAGGGGCCAGAGAAGACUUCCAAGCAGUACUGAAGCGUUCCCCGGAUCACGAGGAAGCACGUGAUCAGCUCCACAAGGCCGAUGAGCUGGAGUUACUCCAGGAAGAGGCACAUGAGGCCAAUCACCGUGGAGACUACAUCACUACUGUCCAGGUGCUGGAGCGAGUCAUAGAGCUCUCUCCCUGGGACCCAGAGUCUCGAGAACUAAGAGCUGAGUGCUACAUCCGCCUCGGGGAGCCACGGAAGGCCAUUAUGGACCUGACGCCAGCAACUCGUCUCCGUGCGGACAACCGAGCAGGCUUCCUUAAACUCAGUCAACUACAUUACAGUUUAGGCGAGCAUCACGACUCACUUAAUCAUGUCCGUGAGUGUCUGAAGCUGGAUCAGGAUGAUAAGGAGUGUUUUGCCCACUACAAACAGGUCAAGAAGCUCAGCAAGCAGCUGGACUCUGCAGAAGAGCUGAUCUCAGAACAGAGGUAUCAGGAAGCCAUUGAGAAGUAUGAGUCUGUGAUGCGAACAGAGCCAAACGUUGCAUUUUACACUAAUAAAGCAAAGGAGAGGAUCUGUUUCUGCUUAGUCAAAAUGAAGAGUGCUGAGGAAGCUGUAGACAUAUGUUCAGAAGCUCACCAGAGAGAACCUCAGAAUAUCCACAUCCUCCGGGACCGAGCGGAGGCCUACAUCCUACUGCAGGAAUAUGAGAAAGCUGUGGAGGACUAUCAGGAGGCUCGGGAGUUUGAUCAAGAGAACCAAGAGAUUCGUGACGGUCUCAAUCGAGCACAGAAGCUUCUCAAGCUCUCUCGCAAGCGGGAUUAUUACAAGAUCCUGGGGGUCAGCAGGAGCGCCAACAAACAGGAAAUCAUAAAAGCAUAUAGAAAGCUGGCUCAGCAGUGGCAUCCUGAUAAUUUCCAGUCUGAAGCAGACAAGAAAGAGGCAGAGAAAAAGUUUAUUGACAUUGCAUCAGCAAAGGAAGUGCUCACAGAUCCAGAAAUGCGUCAGAAGUUUGAUUCGGGCGAGGACCCUCUUGACCCUGAGAAUCAGCAGGGUGGAGGAGGUGGAGGAGGCAGAGAAUGGCCCUUUGGCUUCAACCCCUUUGAGGGUGGAAACUUCCACUUCAAGUUCCAGUACAACUAAUAACAGAGUGGCUGAUGCAGUAUAAAUGGACAAUGAUUUGGACUAAGAAACCUGGCUAGAGAACUUGCGUUAUCCAAACUGAACUUUGGAGGAAUCUUAUCAAAAGGAGAGGUUUUUUUGUUGUUGUUGAGACUUGAAUCCACAGGCUGUUUUGGACUUCUCCAGGAGCAAAUUACUUGAUCGUGAAAACACCAUUAGUUUGGUGAUUGAUUUUCUCUGCUAAAAGACUUUAAAAUUGAAUCUAGUUGAACUUGGAGUCUUAAACCCAGCUGAGUUAUUUCGGCUUGAAAUUUUCUUUGACGUACGUGCCAUCUCUAACAUUACUUUGUCUCUCUCACACUGUCUUUUUUCUUUUUCUGCUGCUUGUGUUUCUUUUCUUUGAAUGACACUCCAGAAUUUAGGGUUGUGGUUUCUUUUAGACUGUGCCAUGUACUUCUGACACUAGUAUGUCAUAUUUGCAUUCAAGUUUCAGCUCUGACACGCUGGCAGCGUUGAAGUAGUUAAAGCAGUAUUGCACGCUUUUCUGGCAAAGGAGGUACCUUUUCUCAUAUCUCUCUCAACCUCAUAAUACUGAAGCGUAUCCCAUAAAACCACCUGAAAUUUACCUGUCCUUGGGCUGCUUUAUAGCCUGACACUUUUGAUCUGAUACCAGUUUGCACAAGUUUUUUUUUUUUUUUUUAAUACUGAAGUCUUUGCUAAAAGUUUACAUGUUUAUCAUUCUACAGCUGUUGCCGAUGAUAAAUCAGAUGACAGACUAUAAAGCAGCCUAUAUUUGGUUCAAGUUUUUUUUUUUUUUUUUUGUCUGAUAUUAAUAUAUCAACAGGUCAAUGUCCCACAACAAAGCUUUGAAACUAUUAUGUAAACUUGAUGAGUUACUCCCGCACUAAUUUUGAGUUAAAGGUCAACCAACUUUUAUUGGGAAAUACAUUAAAAUAUAUAUAUAUUAUUUGUAGGUUUAUGACAUGCCGCCACCAUUAUUUAAAAGAUUUACAGUUUUUGGGGGCUAGACGAUUGUUCGUUUGUGCCAACAUACCAAUGCAAAUGUCUUCUUGACCUCACUGAUGUUAUGGGUCUUCCUAAUGUUUUAUGCUUGUUUUUCAUUUCUUUUAAGAUAAACAAAAUCAUGAAGAACUCCAAGAUAUGCUGUAUUUAAAAAAAGAAUGUUCAAGA
Messenger RNA from Ctenopharyngodon idella (grass carp), 3038 nucleotides. RefSeq names its product DnaJ (Hsp40) homolog, subfamily C, member 3b (gene dnajc3b). Gene Ontology annotation, biological process: protein folding in endoplasmic reticulum. NCBI's taxonomy places the organism in Eukaryota, Metazoa, Chordata, Actinopteri, Cypriniformes, Xenocyprididae. Gene Ontology annotation, cellular component: endoplasmic reticulum. The transcript has 12 exons. The coding region runs from base 372 to 1868 and encodes 498 amino acids. Gene Ontology annotation, molecular function: protein-folding chaperone binding; misfolded protein binding. The record is from RefSeq and is a predicted model, not a curated record.